Messenger RNA from Trichechus manatus latirostris (Florida manatee), 911 nucleotides. RefSeq names its product C1q and TNF related 1 (gene C1QTNF1). Gene Ontology annotation, molecular function: protein binding. The coding region runs from base 32 to 904 and encodes 290 amino acids. The record is from RefSeq and is a predicted model, not a curated record. The transcript is spliced from 3 exons. NCBI's taxonomy places the organism in Eukaryota, Metazoa, Chordata, Mammalia, Sirenia, Trichechidae.
UGUGUCUUUCCCACCAGGCCACGGCGGGAAGAUGGAUGCACGCACUCCAGGACUCCUGCUGGGCUGCUGUCUGCUGCUGAUCUUCGCCUGUGUCCCGGUGCUGGGCCGCGUGCCCCGUGGCCAGCAGACCCAGCAGGAACACGAGGUGACUCAGGGAGAUGCCAAGGCUGAGGGGACCAAGGAGCCACCACCCCCUCGGGACCACGCCAAGAGGGCUGAAGAAGAACAUGAAAAAUAUAACCCCCACCAGGCUGAGGAGCCGCCUGCUUCCAGAUGCUUCCGCUGCUGUGACCCCAGUGCCCCCGUGUACCAGCCGGUCCCAGUGCCGCAGAUCAACAUCACGAUACUGAAAGGUGAGAAAGGCGACCGAGGAGACCGGGGCCUCCAGGGGAAAUAUGGCAAAACGGGCUCGGCGGGCGCCCGGGGCCACAUCGGCCCCAAAGGGCAGAAGGGUUCGGUGGGGGCCCCCGGGGACCGCUGCAAGAGCCACUAUGCGGCCUUCUCGGUGGGCCGGAAGAAGCCGCUGCACAGCAAUGCCUACUACCAGACGGUGAUCUUCGACACGGAGUUCGUGAACCUCUACGGCCACUUCAACAUGUUCACCGGCAAGUUCUACUGCUACGUGCCUGGUAUCUACUUCUUCAGCCUCAACGUGCACACGUGGAACCAGAAGGAGACGUACCUGCACAUCAUGAGGAACGGGGAGGAGGCGGUGAUCCUGUACGCGCAGGUGAGCGACCGCAGCAUCAUGCAGAGCCAGAGCCUGAUGCUGGAGCUGCGCGAGCAGGACGAGGUGUGGGUGCGCCUCUUCAAGGGCGAACGCGAGAAUGCCAUCUUCAGCGACGAGUUCGACACCUACAUCACCUUCAGCGGCUACCUGGUCAAGCACGCCGCCGAGCCCUAGCCGGCCG